Molecule: messenger RNA, 564 nt
Organism: Closterium sp. Naga37s-1
Lineage: Eukaryota; Viridiplantae; Streptophyta; Zygnematophyceae; Desmidiales; Closteriaceae
Source: the annotation of a GenBank genome assembly
AUGGCCGUCUCCAUGUCUCUCGCCCAACUUCCCCUCCACCAAUCAGCUGCAUCCCUCACUUCUUCAAGAUGUCGCUUUUCACCAACCGUGCCUAACCCCGCUAUAAAUGCCGGUCUUCGGUUCCGACCAACCAGGCAUGUAGGCAUCCGAGCCUCCGCCGAGCCUGAACCAUCCCAAACGUCCGAAUCCACGUCAGCAGUGAAGGAGCCAGCAGCCGGCAAGGCGGCGGCCGGCAAGGGGUUCGGGAAGGCGCCGCAGCAGCCGGCAGUGGUUCGGCGGCCGGCGCCGUCACAGCCGCUACUGUCGACUCAGCCGAUGGGCGAGGAGGAGAAGAAGGCUGCGGAGAUCGAGACGGCCGUGGUGGCUUCCCUAGGGUUCGUCUUCGUCCUCAUCAUCCUUGAAGGGCUCUUCCUCGCCGCUGCCGGCUUUCUAUCGGAGGAGCUGGAUCAGAUGGCAAUGGAUCUGGUCUACCCCGCCUUCUCCCCCACGGUGGCCGUGUUCCUCCUGGGCGCCACUGCCUACGGUGCCUUCAAGGUCAUCGGCAUCGGCGGCAAGAAGCAGUAG